Molecule: messenger RNA, 1304 nt
Organism: Aplosporella prunicola CBS 121167
Lineage: Eukaryota; Fungi; Ascomycota; Dothideomycetes; Botryosphaeriales; Aplosporellaceae
Exons: 1
Coding region: 138-1004 (288 amino acids)
Biological process (GO): proteolysis
Molecular function (GO): glutamic-type endopeptidase activity
Source: RefSeq, a predicted model, not a curated record
AAAGCAGAGAAUUCCUACCUCAAAUGGUACUCCAAGCUCAGGCUCAAGCAGAAGCACGAAACUCCAACCUCAGUUCCACUCGCAGCAUUCGCUCUUGGCUCAUACGCCCAGUUCAGUCGCCCUCACCAACCUUCACCAUGAAGCUCGCCUCCGUUCUGUCCACCAUUGCUAUUCUGGCGACUUCAGUCGUCGCGGCCCCCACUCCUGAAGGUGCUAUGGGCCAUGGCCUUGCUGCUCGUGUUGCUGCCCGCUCCGAGCGUCGCGCUCCCGGCACCUUGCAGCACCUUACCAAGCCUUUGAUCAAGACUGGCAGUGCCGAGUUUACGCACGGCAUCAACGAGAACGCGACCAAGACUCAUGUGCAAUACUCUUCUAACUGGGCCGGCGCGGUGAUCGAGGAGCCUCCUACGGGUACUUUCACUGCCGUCGUUGGGACCUUCACUGUGCCCGCUCCUAACCCGCCAACUGGUGGCUCUUCGCGCACCACGUACGCGGCAUCAGCUUGGGUUGGUAUCGAUGGCGACACCUAUGGCGAGGCCAUCCUCCAGACGGGCAUCGAUUUCGAAGCCCAAGGUGAUGAGGUCGCUUUCAGCGCGUGGUACGAGUGGUACCCUGACUAUGCCUACGACUUCUCCCUGGACGUCUCGGAAGGCGAUGUCAUUGCCCUGUCCGCCAAGUCCAGCUCCAGCACUCGCGGCACCGUUGUCAUCAACAACUUGACGACCGGCAAGUCGGUGUCCAAGACCCUGUCUGCGCCCGACGCGAGCUCUCCGCUGGGUGGCCAGAACGCCGAGUGGAUCGUCGAGGAUUUCGAAUCGAACGGCAGCCUUGUUGCCUUUGCCGACUUCGGCAAGGUCGUUUUCACCGGUGCUACGGCUACUACCAGCUCUGGUACUACAGUAGGCCCUGACACCGCUGAGAUCAUUGAGAUCAAGUCUGGAAACACGGUCCUUACGGACGUCUCUAUCGACAGUGACAGCCAGCUUACUGUUACCUACGUUUAAGGAGAACAUGCUUGGGGUUAGACACACCUAUCUUCCGUUGUAUGGAUUAGGCUUGAGCAAUGGAAUUGAAGAUGGUGGUGAUUUGGAGAAGAUGAUGAACACUGCGGCGCGGUGUGGUCGGAGAUGGGGCUGGAGCUUUGAUAUUGUCAAAUAAGCUACUGCCAAUCAUUGUAGCUACGGCACGGAACGAGAAGCCAUGAGCGGGAAGCUUUUCUUACUGUCGUUGUCUUCUUCGCUUCCCUCUACAGGUUUAGACUGCUGCAGGGUCAGCUGCUUGUAGAAAUUGAGACUUUACUGGUA